Alternaria ethzedia is the source of this 1014-nucleotide messenger RNA. RefSeq lists its product as uncharacterized. The coding region runs from base 1 to 1014 and encodes 337 amino acids. The record is from RefSeq and is a predicted model, not a curated record. The transcript has 3 exons. NCBI's taxonomy places the organism in Eukaryota, Fungi, Ascomycota, Dothideomycetes, Pleosporales, Pleosporaceae.
AUGAUCAGCAAUCCCAAACCACAAACCAAGGUCAACGUACUGGUCGGUCUGCCGCCUUUAGAUGCAGAUGAGCAGAACAAGAAGGAUGAGAUCUACGAGAAGUUGAGCUACGGCGGAUGCGCUCCGGAAGUGUCACUCUUCAACGCCAACGGAGACCGGGUUGGCUACAGCAAGAACAAGAAAUGCAAGCAGGUCAUUAGCCAGAACAGUCCAACCGACAUCUGGGCCGACUACAUCAAGCCAGGCGAAACGGAGAAAGCCGAGUACAUCACCGUAUCCGCAUCUGGAACCGACGCUAUCUGCAUCUCAGCUAUAGCAGUCACAUACCCCACUAGCAGCGACACUUACGCUUUCCUCCCCGGCGAGGUAGCUGCCAUAUGCAACACGCACAACCCAGACUACAAGUACUCCUGGUCCCCAUCCGCGACACAGAUCCAGUUCAAGUCCGAAUCCGGGCAGACCCAAGACGGGCGACCGAAAUGCCUGUGGAUCGACAAGCCCGACGACGACGGGGACUCAGCGACCCACUACGAAGGAUUCCAAGUUCAUCUUCCCGACUUCAAGCUCGACAACACUACCUUCCAUGGAUGGCAAGAAGACCCCUCACAAAUGUGCGACUCGCUGGCGCGAUUUGGCUCAUACGAUAGGCUCGACCCAAUGCUCUGCCCAGAGAUCUUCAGUCCAGCGCCAGCUAAAGGUGCAAGUCUUCCUUUGGAUACCGUCUCGGCAUGUAUACCGGCUGCAAAAGACAGCACGACAGACCCUCACAUCUGCGAGGACGACAGUUUCACGUACCAGCAACGAAAGGCCCUCAUGCCCGCCUGGGCCGGAAAAGCGUCGGUCGCUUCUAAGAUCGCGAUCUUCUUCAUCUUACUGGCCAUUUCCCCAUACUCCCAAAUCGAAAUAUCGGCGCACUUCACCCGAUCAUCCGCUCCAGAGGCAGUUCGAUGGAGUACUAGUCAAGAGUCAAGACGUCACGCAAAGUGCAGUGGAGAUCUGCCAAAGCACUGGUAG